This is a messenger RNA of Episyrphus balteatus (marmalade hoverfly), 873 nucleotides long. It is a transcript of the gene TpnC4, whose product is annotated as troponin C. Lineage: Eukaryota; Metazoa; Arthropoda; Insecta; Diptera; Syrphidae. The transcript has 5 exons. The record is from RefSeq and is a predicted model, not a curated record. Bases 184 to 645 code for a protein of 153 amino acids. Gene Ontology annotation, molecular function: calcium ion binding; enzyme regulator activity.
CUAGAUCAAGUCUUGAGUGAUUACAGAAAUUCGGUGCGGUUAACACGUUCGGUUCGGUGAUCAGACUCCUCCAUUGAAUUCACAAGGAAUCUGAUUAAGGAAAUUAUAUAAAAAAUUAAACUAAAUCAAAACUUUAUCCAGUGUAAUUUCGUGCCGGAUUGAAACACAAAAUCUACCAAAAAAAUGGGUGAACAAGAGUACGACAAAGAACAACUGCGAAUUCUAAGAAACGCCUUCAAAGCAUUUGAUCAAGAUAAUGAAGGUUUCAUUGACACUUCAAAUGUCACAACUAUUUUGGAAAUGUUGGGACAAAAGUUGGAAGAUAAAGUUAUUAAAAAUCUCAUCGCUGAACAAGACAAAUCCAAAACUGGCAAAUUAAAUUUUAGUCAAUUUUGUGCACUGGCGGCUCGAUUUGUUGAAGUUGAAGAAGAUGCAGAAGCAGUUGCCAGAGAACUUAAAGAAGCCUUCAGAGUUUACGACAAAGAGGGUAAAGGUUAUCUAACUGUUAAAGUACUUCGUGACAUUCUGCAUGAAUUGGAUGAUAAACUGUCAAACAGUGAAUUGGAUAUGAUUAUUGAAGAAAUUGAUGCUGAUGGCUCUGGCACUGUGGAUUUUGAUGAAUUCAUGACUGUCAUGCAAGGCUAAGCAAACUUAACAAAAAAUAGUACAAAGAGACUAAAUAAGGGCCAUCGUAAGAGACGGAUAUUUAAAUAAAAAAAAAUUAAAAUGUUGUUUCGAAACUCCAAUUUCUAACAUAUUGAUGAUGAUAAAAAUAAUGAAAGGGUAAUUAUUUAUCAUUUCAUUAAAGUGAAUUAAUAUUUUAAAAACGCAAUUGUAUUAAGAUAAAAUAAAAUUUAAUGAAAAUACAAAAAA